GGCAACACCCAACCUCUCCCUACCAGGUACCGCCUGAAGAUGGCGCUGCAUAUCUUUGUACGAUGGUGAUGCCACAGAGGGCUGCGCGCGUGCACGAGCGUGUGCAUGUAGAAGGGGGGAGACAGAGCCACUCGUCUGCCUCCUCUCCGAUGGUGCUGCCUCUCGGCCGUCGCAGUGCUUUCGCCGCUCUCCUCCUCUCUCUGCCUUCCUUUCUCUCUCGCUUUCGUGCCCAGCGCCUCGCCUCGCCGCACCUCGCCUCUUCCUCCUCCACCUGCUCCUCUUCCUCACCCCCUUCCAUCUCUCUUCCACUCCCCUCUCGCAUGCCCCAGCCUCGCACCCCCGUCCAAGCAUCCCGGCAAAUGGUCGCUCCAUCCCCGGCAACUCCGGACGCAGGACACCGCGGAAAGGCGCACGGCUCCGUUGCCUUCUGAUCCGAGCACACUGCGGACUGGACUCGGAAGGAGAGGCGGACCACGCACGGGGAAGAGACACAAGGACAGUGGUCAGGAUCUAAUAUAGCAAUGCCGGUGCCAGACCAGCCUGCAGAGCAGGAGAAGGGGGCCAUGGUUCCCCCUGUGAUGCCAGCGUCCAACGGCGACAGAUCUGAGCCGGAGACGACCUCUUCCAUCCUCGCCUCUGUCAAAGAGCAGGAGCUUCAGUUUGAGCGGCUGACCAGGGAACUUGAGGCUGAGCGUCAGAUCGUUGCGACCCAGCUGGAGAGAUGCAAACUUGGAUCAGAGGCGGGCAGCAUGAGCAGCAUCAGUUCGACGGAUGAGCAAUUUCGCUGGAACGCUCAAGCGGAUGGACAGAAGGAUAUCGAGGAUGAGUUGACCACUGGUUUGGAGUUGGUGGAUUCCUGCAUUCGCUCCCUUCAGGAAUCAGGGAUACUGGACAGUGGAGAACGACCGGCUCUCCUUUCCCAGAGUUCCUUGCAGCUCAACUCCACCCCGGAGGCUUCGCUCCAGUACUCUGCCAGCUACCAUAGCAACCAGACCCUCGCCCUUAGCGACAGCAUCUCCGCAGCAACUCCUCAGCGCAGCGGGCAGGUUGGAGGAGCUGUGCACAGCUACAACCAGGUGACAUCGAGCCGUGCUGCCCAGCAACAGCAAUCACAAAGCGGGGCGGGAUCAGGUAUCUACUACUCCAGCUCCACCUUGCCCGCCCAGCGUGUCAGUUCUCCUCUGUCUGGAGGAAGAGGAGGCUCAGGGUCCGGUUCUCCCAGCAAGCUUCAGCGCCUGGGAUCAGCCUCCGAUGCGCCUGGGUACGCCACCACUGAACGUCUGCCUUCCUCCUCCUCUCCCAACAAACAGUCUCCUGGUAAUCGACUGGCCAAGUCUUACAGCACCACUGUUGCCGUGACAACAGCAGGAGGGGUCGGGUCUCCCCUGAGGGUGGCAUCUCCACCCAACUCCACAGCAGCGGGGGGAGGGGCCAGCUCAUCAUCAUCACCUCUUCACCAGAUGAGUUCAGGCAUAGGGAGCUAUGCGACUCUGUCUCCCAAAAGACUGGCAUCUCACCACGCCUCCGACCAGUACAAGAUCUCCCAUGAGCUCUACGCUACCGCUACGCUACAGAGACCUGGCAGUCUAGCAGGCUCUCGUGGCUCCUACAGUAGUCAGCAUAGUCAGGAGCCACUUCGGCCUUUGGGGUCCCCAGAACAUCACAUAGAUCCCAUCUAUGAAGAACGUGUCUAUCACAACAAGGGCCCCAUGAGGAGCCUCAGCCAGAGCCAGGGGCCGGACACAGGCCCCUAUCGCAACAACACCGCUCCCUCCUCCCCUGGUGUCGACUCCGCCCCUUUGCAGCGCACAGCCAGUCACAGCACUGGGACAGGAAACUACAGCCGAGGCGGGACCAACAACUAUGCCACAGUGGGGCCGGGCUACACCUCAAGCGGCGGCAGCGACGUGUACGGCUCGGACCCCUACGUGGCCGACCCCUACCGCACCCUGCAGUACUGCCCCUCGGUGGUGGAAUCACCCUACAGCAAGUCUGGACCAGUCCUACCGCCUGAAGGCAGCCUGCAGCGCUCACCUUCCAUCGACUCUAUUCAGAAAGACCCAAGAGAAUUCGGGUGGAGAGAUCCGGAGCUGCCAGAGGUGAUCCAGAUGUUACAGCACCAGUUCCCAUCGGUGCAGUCCAAUGCAGCAGCCUACCUACAGCACCUCUGCUUCGGAGACAACAAGAUCAAAGCUGAGAUCCGUAGACAGGGAGGCAUUCAGCUGCUGGUCGACCUCCUAGACCACAGGAUGAGCGAGGUGCACCGCAGCGCCUGCGGAGCCCUGAGGAACCUGGUGUACGGCAAAGCCAACGACGAGAACAAAGUAGCUCUGAAGAACUGCGGGGGCAUUCCUGCACUGGUCCGCCUGCUGAGGAAGACUGGAGACGUGGAGAUCAGAGAGCUGGUCACAGGUGUUCUAUGGAACCUCUCGUCAUGUGAUGCUCUGAAGAUGCCAAUCAUUCAGGACGCCCUGGCUGUUCUGACCAACAGCGUCAUCAUACCGCACUCUAACUGGGACUCUUCCCCCAAUCACCAUGAUGACCGCAAGCUCCACCUCCACACCUCGCAGGUGCUGCGCAACGCUACCGGCUGCCUCAGGAAUGUAAGCUCUGCAGGUGAGGAGGCAAGACGAAGGAUGAGGGAGUGUGACGGCCUGACAGACGCUCUGCUCUACGUCAUUCAGAUCUCACUGGGCAGCGGCGAGAUCGACAGCAAGACCGUCGAGAACUGCGUUUGCAUCCUGAGGAACCUGUCGUACCGCUUGGCUGCCGAGACUUCCCACGGCCAGCAGGGGGGGCUGGAGGAGCUGGACAGCCUGCUCUGGGACGCCAGCGGUCGCGACGGAGAGAGCUCAGGAUGCUGGGGCAAGAAGAAGAAGAAAAAGAAGGGGGUUGACCAGUGGGAUGGCGUGGGCCCGUUUCCAGACACGGCGGAGCCUCCAAAAGGGGUUCAGAUGCUGUGGCACCCGACCAUCGUCAAGCCCUACCUCACCCUGCUGUCUGAAUGCUCAAAUCCCGACACAUUGGAGGGAGCAGCCGGGGCUCUGCAGAACCUGGCUGCAGGCAGUUGGAAGUGGUCGGUGUACAUCCGGGCUGCUGUGCGUAAAGAGAAAGGCCUUCCCAUCCUGGUGGAGUUACUGAGGAUAGACAAUGACAAAGUGGUGUGUGCCGUGGCCACCGCACUCAGAAAUAUGGCCCUGGACAUAAGGAACAAGGAGCUCAUUGGUAAAUAUGCCAUGAGAGAUCUGAUCCAUCGGUUACCAGGCAGUAGCAGUAGCAGCAACAAUAACGCCACCAGCAGUGGGACCUCUGGAACCACAGGCCCUCCCAGCAAGGCCAUGUCGGACGACACGGUAACUGCCAUAUGCUGCGCGCUGCAUGAAGUCAUCACCAAGAACAUGGAGAACGCCAAAGCUCUGCGCGAUGCGGGCGGCAUCGAAAAACUCAUCGGCAUCGCCCGCAGCAAAGGAGACAAACACUCAGCGAAGGUGGUGAAGGCAGCCUCUCAGGUCCUCAGCAGUAUGUGGCAGUACAGAGACCUACGCUCCCUCUACAAGAAGGAUGGAUACUCCCAGUAUCACUUCGUAGGCUCUGCCUCAACGAUAGAGCGAGACAGACAGAGGCCCUACUCCUCCUCUCGAACUCCAUCCGUCUCCCCCGUCAGGACGUCCCCAAAUAACCGCUCUGCGAGCGCACCAGCCUCCCCCAGAGAGAUGAUGUGUCUGAAGGAACGUAAGAUGGACUACGAUUCCACGGCAACCAACGCUGGUUUCCAUAGCAACAAAGGAGAGCACACAUCCCGGAAAGACGGCAUGUCAGUUCAAGUAUCAUGUGGGACGUCUACAUUGUUCCGAAACUCUUACCUGACUGCCAGUGAUGAUAUCAAGCAAAACCAGACUCCAGCCCAGCCCUGCGUUGUGCCCCCCCAGCCCCAGCAGGACAGCCCGUCAGCAGCCGUGCUAAAAGACUACGACCCCUACCCCGCCCCUCCUUCCUUCCCGCAGCCUCCGCAGCCUCCACCUCACAGCCAGAGCCGCAGCUUCGACGAGGCCUACUACGAGGACCAGGGGCCGCCGCCUCCUCCGUCCCAGCCACAGCCGCAGAUACAAGUGCAGGUGCAGGCUCAGCCUCAGGCCCAACCCCAGCAGCCUCCGAGCUCAACCGGGCCGCCCCGGGACCCACGGGAAGACCUGCGCAUGCAUCUGGGCCUCAAAUCCACCGGUAACUACGUGGACUUCUACUCAGCCUCUCGGCCGUACAGCGAACUGAACUAUGAGACCAGCCACUACCCAGCCUCGCCUGACUCCUGGGUCUAGCCAGAUCAGAUAGGGGAGGGGGGCAAGAGAGAGUCUGUGUAUGCUCGUGUGAAAGGGAUUAUUUUUUACAAGCGAUCAACAGCAGAUGAACCGAAGGUGACAGCGUAUUGAAAAGGUAUCUUGUAGCCAAUGGCAGGAAAUUAGUGCUCCUUUAAAAUAGGGUUAAAGACUGAUUUGGAAGUCAGGUGGAGUGACAAUGAGAGUCUGUGCAUGUGCAUGCCAACAUUUUCCUUUUCUUUUUAAGACCACUUUAUUUCUUCAAACUCAGCUCCAUUGUAACGUCAAGUGGAUAAGGAGCAAGUGGGAGUAGAUAUGAAGUGUGAGAGACAAGUGGGCCGUGGAAAACAGAGAGAUAACGACCAGGCACAGAGAGUACACAAGGCCUGGAGAGGAGGACAGCGAUGGGAUGGAGAAAUAAUGGGAAGCAGAUGACUAUAGAAAUGAGAAGACCAUUUUGAUAAAGAUAGAGGGAGGCAGAGAGGAGAGGCAAAGAUGGCAUCAGGGUUCUCGAGGAGGUCCGGAAGAAUAAAAGCACAGAGGAAGAUGAAAGCACAUCAGACAUAAGACAAGUCAUGGAUGUUUACCAUUUCACCCGAGUGACAAAACGUAGCACUGCUUUUAUCCCCCGUCGUUUUGUUCCGAUGGCCUUGCUGCCUACAGAGACUUCUGAAUUUGUUUUCAAGGAAUGUCAUCCUCAAGAGACUUCUUUUAUCUCAUC
This is a messenger RNA of Paralichthys olivaceus (Japanese flounder), 5034 nucleotides long. RefSeq names its product catenin (cadherin-associated protein), delta 2a (gene ctnnd2a). The record is from RefSeq and is a predicted model, not a curated record. Gene Ontology annotation, molecular function: cadherin binding. NCBI's taxonomy places the organism in Eukaryota, Metazoa, Chordata, Actinopteri, Pleuronectiformes, Paralichthyidae. Gene Ontology annotation, biological process: cell-cell adhesion; cell-cell junction assembly; dendritic spine morphogenesis. Gene Ontology annotation, cellular component: adherens junction; plasma membrane; cytoplasm.